ACUGCCCAAGUGGCGACAGAACUGAGCAGAGACAAGUAUAAAAAACGGUGAAGAUGGCUCAGUUGUUACAGUAGCUUCUUUUCGUGCAACACGUGCUUCGCUACAGUUAAUUCGCAAACAUGUUGUUGUUGAUUGUAUUCUCUUCACUGGCAUGUCUUCAAGCAGCAGUUCAUGGUCUUAACAACUGCACAGUGCCGGAGGCGGUGACCAACCUGAGAGCACACAACACCACCUCCACCACGACCCUCCUGACCUGGGACCCGCCGGCCUCCACCGCCUGCCUGGACCACUACAGGCUGAGGCACUGCUCCUUCCUCGACGUCAUGGACACCCAGUGUGUCUUCAAGGCCGUGACGCUGCCCUUGAACGCCACGAGCUACGAGGUAGAGCAGCUCGAGCCAUGCAGAGACAACCUCAUAUGGCUGCACUCUGUGGGCGCGGGGGGAGAGAACCAGGCUGGCCUCCUCGUGCACACAGGCAGUGGCGACCCGCCAAGAGUGGACCGGUUCUCCGUGAGCGAAGUGAAUGCCACUUACAUCGUCUUGGAUUGGGACCUCCCCGUUGGCUACAAUGAGAAUUGCUGCCCCGGGUUCAGGGUAUGCUACUUGGCCGAGGGCGAAGAGAGAGAGAUCUGCAGUUACACCAAUAAGAACACAAUCUCCACAGAGAACAUGGCCCUCCUGUCCCCGUGCACGGAGUACAACGUCAGCGUGGUUACCAUCGACGGUAGCUUCGCCACCGACAGCAAGACUUCUGCGAAGUCCCUCCUCUCUGUCGUCACAGCUCCUCAGAUGCCCAGCAUCGUCGCCACGGAGGUGCGGAACCAGACCGCCGGCCUGUCCUGGCGAGAGCCCGACGCGCUCAGCAUGUCCUGCGCCACCGGGUACCAGGUCACCAACUGCCGCUACCCGGACACCUUCCUGCCGCUCGCCUGCGACGUGGUGUGGUCGGAGGACCUGCCGCCCAACUCCACCUCCGCCACGGUGUCGGGCCUGGGCGGCUGCCGCAGCAACCACGUCUCCGUCAGCCUGGUCGGCCGCAACGGGUACUCCACCUCCAGCCAGGCGGUCGUCCAGGACCGAGACACCGAAAUCCCAGUUCCAUCGAUCAUAAGUGUCAUACCUACGACAAGCUUGCUUGAUAUUUACUACGAGGUUCUGCCGGACUGCGUAACCGCAUAUAGUAUAUGCUGGGGCAUGGAAGACAGGGCAGAGACAUGUCGCAACACCAGCAAAUCAUACGGAACCACCUUCCGAGGUCUCAGCCUGGACCCCUGCUCCAACUACACGUUGAACGUUACUGCAUUUGGCUGGAAUGGCAAGUCCUCCAGGAACUUCACCACCACCUUCUCCACAGGUCCGGAUAGUGCCCCUAGCCUCUCCGUUCAGCAGCUGACGCCUCACUCGGCGCUGCUGACGUGGGGGUCGUCGCCAUCUGCCCAGAAGUGCGGCCUCAGCUAUGACAUCCACGUGUACGGCCAUAUCUCCGGGAAUGCCCGGAUCCAAGUGCCGAUCAACGACACCAGCUACAACAUCACAGGCCUCAACGCCUGCACCCAAUACAUAGCCUCCUUCUACACCCGUAGCUUCGGCGUCUCCUCGUCCGACACAACAGAAAUAGUUUUCCGCACUCAGCUGGGAGAAUUGCAGCCGAUUAAACAAGAUUUGACAUUCGAUUACAUAAACAGCGAUAUGAUUUUAAUGACUUUUGUGGGGAUUCCCUCAAAUGAAUGGGACUGCAUAAGCACAUACAUCACUUGCUGGCGGGAGGUGGCAGUACCCCAGGAGCAUCAAGAGUGCAGUAGUACCACCACAUGGGACACAACUGCUUUAAAGGCUUGUGUGAAUUACACCUUUGUGGCGAAUGUGACCACAAAUUCUCAGCAAACUGUGUCUGGUUCUACCACAUUCAUGCUAGGUCCGAAGAAGGUCACCAACGUGAAGGUGGUCGAGGAUGCUGGAUCGAGGAUAGUCAAUGUGUCGUGGACGAAUCCCCACAACAAUGGCCUGUGCACAGAGUACAUCCAGGUCACGACUGCAAGGGACGAUUUGACAAGAUUUCUGUGGUGAAGAUAGCUGGAGAUGCGACAUCGAUCACACUGACCAACCUGACAAUGUGCACCACAUACCUCAUCAAGGUCAAGCCUGUGGCCAGUUUCAUCGACUCCAUGAGCGAUUACCUCAUCAGUUACACCACCAGUUGCGACAAUGAUGCUGCAUCAUUGUCCUGAAGACACACUCUUCUGAUUAUUUUUUGUUGUAACAAUUUAUAAAAUAAAAAUAAGCUUAUCUAGAAUAACAUAA
Molecule: messenger RNA, 2303 nt
Organism: Bacillus rossius redtenbacheri
Lineage: Eukaryota; Metazoa; Arthropoda; Insecta; Phasmatodea; Bacillidae
Product: fibronectin-like
Exons: 11
Coding region: 120-2069 (649 amino acids)
Molecular function (GO): protein binding
Source: RefSeq, a predicted model, not a curated record